Messenger RNA from Syngnathus acus (greater pipefish), 3129 nucleotides. RefSeq lists its product as uncharacterized. The record is from RefSeq and is a predicted model, not a curated record. NCBI's taxonomy places the organism in Eukaryota, Metazoa, Chordata, Actinopteri, Syngnathiformes, Syngnathidae. The transcript has 2 exons. The coding region runs from base 1 to 3129 and encodes 1042 amino acids.
AUGGAGCAAGAUCAAGAAAGACACCUGGAUGUGAGGCCAAAACGUCGGACGCACCCCCCAGCUUGGAUGCAGGACUUCGAGGUGGACUACGUGGGAUAUGAGCACAGCGGCCAACCACGGUGGGACUCGUUUACACCGACCCCAACAGGCAGACCGUCAUACCCACAGAAGGGACUAGUCCAGACGAUCUCCUUGCAUGCACCUCAACUUCACCCGGAGAGCUUCGAGGAUGCUGCUCAGUAUAGAUCCCCUCAGCUAGCCUCAAGCUUCACCCGGAGGAGGAAUGCGGAUGAUAGAACCUUAUCUGCACCUGUCCAGUCAUACCAACAACAGCCAGCCCAGCACCCGAUGUACCACCCGAACCGCCAAACCUUACAAGAUGAGAAUGCGGUUCUGCGUGAGACUCACGAAGCCAUCCAUGCCGGACUGAAGGAGCUAAAUAAAGCCCGUAGUGACCUUCAGCAGCUGAUUGACGUGGCCCACUCUCUAAGAAUAGGCACGAGUCAAGUGAACAUCCCUCUACCAGCAUGUUCCAGUCCCACACCACCUGAUGGGGCCGUCACCACGAGCAACAGCUCGACAUUCACUGAGUCAGAGGAAGAGGAGGAUUGGCCUGAUCCCCCGCCAUGGCCUGAACCCGAGGAAGCUCUAAACGCCGACCUCAGUGCCUUUAAUCUGGGAGCUCAUCAGUUACCUCCUUACCUGACUCCACCGAAGACCAAGCCUCUACACUACAGGCCUCAGCCACAACCAGCCCAAUUCCGUCAUCCACAGUUCAUUCCUUCUAGCCGUGAGUCCUCCCAUGUUCCUCCUGUACCGCCAUGUAACUUACCCUUACCUCUAAGAGCAUCCCCAACUGGUCCAUCACAUCUUCAAGUGCCACACUCUCACAGAACCACCCCUUACAUGCAACCUCCAUUCCCAGAGCCAGUGUACAGAGGACCCCAACCGACCAUUCCCAAGUUCACUUUCCCGGACCCUAGUGAGUUUGCCCGGCUACGUAUAGCAUUAGAGAACCUCCUCCCCUCCAAUGCUACAGAACUCUUCAAGUAUCAGGUACUAGUAGACCAUCUUAAGUUAGAGGAGGCCAAACCGAUUGCUGACGCCUAUCUAAACUCCCCAACCCCCUACAUGGACACCAUGACAGCUCUCUAUGACAAAUAUGGUCAACCUCAUCAGCUUGCCCUAAAGAAGAUAUCCAGCGUCCUGGAUGGCCCGGAGGUCAGGCGGGGUGAUCCAAUGGCGUUCCAGAAAUUUGCCCUUCAAGUUCAAUCACGGGUGGGUCUCCUCCAGACCCUCCAGACCUUGGGCCACGAAGGAGAAAUUGAACUAAGUUGUGGCUCUCACGUAGCUCGCCUACUGAGUAAGCUUCCUCCUGAACAGCGGGCCGAUUUCCGCCGUUCCCAGCCCACUCGAUCUGGAGCCACAUCCACCUUGAGGGACCUGUCAGAGUGGCUUCGCCACGAGUCAUGGUGUCAGGACUUUGACGAUCCUACCAGUAGCCGGAGCUCCAAGGAGAAGCAGAGUACUAAAUGGAACAUUCGUCCUGUGGCUAAGCAAACAGCAGUCCUGCAUAGUAGCCAGGAGCCCUCAGUGAAACUAAUUAAAGAGAAACCUGUCAAAGGGAAAGACAAGUCCAAGGUAUACUGUGCCUAUUGUGAGAGUACAGACCACUACCUCAGCCAGUGUAGUGGUGUAGCCCAGCUCACCAAAGACGAGCUGAAAAGGUGGAUCCAGGAGCACAAGCGGUGUUGGCGCUGUGCCCGUCAACACUUCGCCGCUCAGUGCAACCUCAAGAAACCCUGUAACCUUUGUCAAGGCAAGCACCUUCUCGCUCUCCACGAGAUUAACGUAAGACCUGAGAAAGUUAAGGAUGACUCACCUCCAAAGGCUGAAAGCUGCCUGACUACCUGUGCCUCCGAGUCCUUCUACCUUGACCGACCACAUGUGGGGAACCGAGUCAUGUUGAAGGUGGUGCGAGUACACGUGCACUAUGGUAGUCAGAAGUUAGACACCUUUGCUAUACUGGAUGAUGGGUCUGAGAGGACUAUGCUGCUCCCCACCGCUGCUAAGUCACUAGCCCUUAACGGCGCUCCCGAAGACCUCCCACUGCGCGCAGUGCGCUCGGACAUCCAAGUUUUGCAUGGCCGUACAGUGUCAUUCCGGGUCUCCUCCCCCACCAACCCUAAUGUCAUGUUUAAGAUCACUGAUGCCUUUACAGCCAGCCAUCUUAAUCUAGCCCCACAUAGCUACCCAGUUAGCCACCUACAGAGGAAGUUCAAGCACCUGCGUGGAAUCCCUAUUCCUACCUUCCGAGAAGUAAAGCCCUUGCUUCUCAUAGGUUCAGACCAGCCCCACCUCAUAACCCCCAUCGAGCCUGUCAGGCUUGGUCCUCACGGUAGCCCAGCAGCUGUCCACACUAGACUGGGGUGGACCUUGCAGGGCCCGUGUCAGUCGACGGGGCGGCCGGCUCACCCAGCUCAAUGCCUGUUCACCUCUGUUCCACCACCCAUGGAUGAUCUCUACAGGCAUGUGGAGAGACUCUGGCAAGUGGAUACAGUCCCCUACAGGCCAGAGAGGGAAGUGACACGAUCCAAGCAGGAUCAGCAAGCCAUAGCCCUGCUGGAGACGAAGACAGUACGUACCGAGGCUUGGUCCUGUUGGGAGGCGGAGCUCAAGCAUCUGCCGGACAUUACCAUGCCACGUCCGUAUGCGCCUGCUGAUAGCCCCCGCGAAGGGACCACUCGGCAAGUGCACAUCUUUGCUGACGCCUCAGAAAAGGCCUACGGGGCUGUAGCCUUCCUCCGAACCGAAGACAACCAGGGUAAGGUACAUUUAUCCUUUGUUCUGGCUCGCUCCCGCAUAGCCCCUAAGCGUGUGCAUUCUGUACCUCGCCUUGAGCUGUGUGCGGCUCUUGUAGCAGCGCAGUUGGCUUCCACCCUUAAGAAAGAGCUUGCUCUCCCAGUACACAGCACAGUAUUGUGGUCUGACUCUACCACUGUACUCACCUGGCUACAUUCACAAUCCUGUCGAUACAAGGUGUUUGUAGGGUCAAGAGUAGCUGAGAUCCAGGAGCUUACGGAAGGCUUUGUUUGGCGCUAUGUAGACUCAGACAACAACCCACAUUGA